Molecule: messenger RNA, 1384 nt
Organism: Striga asiatica
Lineage: Eukaryota; Viridiplantae; Streptophyta; Magnoliopsida; Lamiales; Orobanchaceae
Source: the annotation of a GenBank genome assembly
CCCAAAUCAAUACAUUCAACCCAAACCUAUUCUCGUCAUUCUCUAUUGUCUAACUAAUCCAAAAGGCUGUGAGCAAUACACACGCCCACAUUACCUUUUUUCCUCACGAUAAGGAAACAAAAAAGACAAUUCAUUAUUUUCUCUUUUCAGAUCAAUGGCAACUGGUUUGGUCCGACGAGCGAUAUCUAGGGUUCCGGCCGUAUCUCCGGCCGCUAGGGCCAUCAUCUGCCGCGCCCAUGCGUCGGAGGCCCAGGCCCAGCAGGUCGAGCCCAAGGCAAAGCCCUCCUCCACCCCCAAGACCUUCCAAAUCUACCGAUGGAACCCCGAUUCGCCGCAGAAGCCCGAGCUCCAGAACUACGAAAUCGACCUCAAGGACUGCGGCCCCAUGGUCCUCGACGCCCUGAUCAAGAUUAAGAACGAGAUCGACCCGACCCUGACCUUCCGCCGAUCGUGCCGCGAGGGGAUCUGCGGCUCCUGCGCGAUGAACAUCGACGGGCGAAAUGGAUUGGCCUGCCUGACGAAGAUACCCUCGGGCGGAGCCACGAUGAUCACCCCUCUGCCGCACAUGUUCGUGAUUAAGGAUCUGGUGGUGGACAUGACGAAUUUUUACAACCAGUACAAGUCGAUCGAGCCCUGGCUGAAGAGGAAAAAUCCUCCGGAGAAUCCGGGGAAGGAGGUUCUGCAGAGCAAGGAGGAUAGGAAGAAGUUGGAUGGGAUGUACGAGUGCAUCCUGUGCGCCUGCUGCAGCACCUCCUGCCCCAGUUACUGGUGGAACCCGGAGUCUUAUUUGGGUCCCGCUGCUCUCUUGCACGCCAAUAGAUGGAUAAUGGACAGUCGUGAUGAGUACACAAAGGAGCGUCUUGAGGCUAUAGAUGACGAGUUUAAGCUGUAUCGUUGCCAUACCAUUUUGAAUUGUGCUAAAGCAUGCCCUAAGGGUCUGAACCCAGGAAAACAAAUUCAGAAUAUCAAGAAACUCGAGCUCACAAGUUAGACUUUGAUGACCUGAUUGUGCAAUGGUUUUCUGCACAGGAAUUUUUUUCAAGGCUUUUACAUGAUUUUAUGGCAAUAAUUUAAGCAGUGAUUAUGUGUUUUAUGCGUAAUCCUCUCACAUUUGUACCUUUCGAAAGGUCGAAUUUUUAAAAUAUUACAUUAUUAUUUCAGUUUUCUUGUUGUGUGCUUGCCUAAUCUGGAUCAAGUAGAUGAGGAAUCUGAUAAUUAUUACCUUUCUGUUAGUUUGAUUGAAACAUAGUGUUGGGAGAUUAGACAUUGUUUGAUUGAGCAGACGUGAAUCUUCAUUUGCUUGUGGUUUUAUGUUUGGUUGCUAAUUGCUAUGAAGAUUAUCAGCCUGUCUACUGUCUAGUGUUGGUUGAACGGAGAUUAACUG